GUUAGAGUAGGCCCGUCACCCUCCCGCCUGGAGCCCGAGCCUCAACACUUGACCCAAAUAUUUAAAAAAAUCUUCCCCAAGACGACAAUAAUCUUACCCGCAAAUGAAAGCAAUAAUCACCAACAAGUUACGAUUACACCAAAGGAAUUAAUUAGGGUGGCUGGAGGUGGUUGAGAGGGAGAUAUCUGAGCGGUGUGUGUCGCCGGAGGGAGCCCCGGACUGUAAACAUUGGGAGGGAGAGGCCAGGCUCGACUCUCACUCUCACUCUCACACACACUCUCCCCGGCCUCUCCACUGUACAGGGAAGAGCAACAAUGUCCGAGACGUGUGAGGAUCGCGCCGAGGAGUUCAAGAACCAGGCCAACCACCACUUCAAGCAACAGCAAUAUGACAAGGCAAUUGAGCUGUACACCUCUGCGAUAGAAUUAAACGACACUGUUGCCAUAUAUUACGGGAAUCGAAGUUUUGCUUACCUCAAAACAGAAUGUUUUGGGUACGCCCUUCAAGAUGCUUCGAAGGCCUUGGAAUUAGACAAGACAUACAUCAAAGGUUACUACAGAAGAGCCUCAGCUUACAUGUCAUUAGGCAAGUUCAAGCUGGCACUAAAGGACUAUGAAACGGUUACAAAAACGCGACCCAAUGAUCGAGAUGCCAAAAUCAAGUUCAGUGAAUGUCAGAAAGUGGUCAAGAUGAUAAUGUUCCAGAAGGCGAUAGCCGUAGACGACGAUAACAAAUCUGUCGCACAAUCUAUAGACUUGGAAUCUAUGGCUAUAGAAGAUGAUUACAUAGGGCCGCGUCUUGAGGAUGGGAAGGUAACGGAGACGUUUAUGCGGGAGCUGAUGGAACAUUACAAGGCACAGAAGAAACUGCAUCGUCGGUAUGCGUACAAGAUACUGUUAGAUGUAAAGGAUCAGCUGAUGAAGCAACCCACCCUAGUCGAUGUCACUAUUCCUGACGACUCCAAGUUUACGGUCUGCGGAGACAUUCACGGACAGUUCUAUGACCUCAUGAACAUUUUUGAUCUUAAUGGACUACCUUCAACUACAAACCCAUAUCUCUUUAAUGGAGACUUCGUUGACAGAGGGUCCUUUUCCGUGGAAUGCAUUUACGUCUUAUUUGGCUUCAAACUUCUCUACCCCAAUCACUUCUUUAUGUCCAGAGGUAACCACGAGAGUGUGACCAUGAACCAGAUGUACGGCUUCCAAGGGGAGGUGAAGGCCAAGUACACAGCACAGAUGGCCGAGCUCUUCACCGAAGUGUACAACUGGCUCCCGCUCUGUCACUGUCUCAACUCACGGGUCUUGGUGAUGCACGGGGGGCUCUUCUCUGAUGACAACGUUACCUUAGAUGACAUCAGAAAAACAGAUAGAAACAGACAACCGCCGGAAGAAGGUAUAAUGUGCGAGCUGUUGUGGAGUGACCCCAUGCCUGGCUUGGGUCGCGCUCCGAGCAAACGUGGUGUUGGCAUUCAAUUUGGACCAGAUGUUACCAAAAGAUUUCUGGAGAAGAAUAACCUGGAGUAUAUAAUUCGCUCACAUGAAGUCAAAGCCGAGGGUUACGAAGUGGCUCACGACGGAAAGUGUAUUACUGUAUUCUCGGCACCUAAUUACUGUGACACAAUGGGUAACAAAGGAGCAUUUAUCACAAUGAAUGGAAAAGACUUAAAGCAAAGAUAUACGUCGUAUGAAGCCGUGCCUCAUCCUCCAGUGAAGCCAAUGGCAUAUGCCAAUUCCAUCUUAAGUUUGUUCAGUUAAGAGAAAUUUGAAGGGCUCGAGUCUGUGCAGUCACGCGCUUCUGGGAUGAGAGACAAGAGUCCCAACCUGUACGAUACAGCCUGCAAAAUUCACUUUUCUGUGUGGAUUCAAUCCACACCGAGGAUUCACAUACAUGAUUAUAAUAGUGAUUGCUCUCAAAUCUGUGCCUUCUAGAUGAACCUGAGUGUAACGAUGACAUCUGGAACCCCAUCUGUGGUGUCAGAUGACAUGAUCGUGAGUGUGACGGUGCCAUCUGGAACCCCUUCUUUGGUGGCAAAUGAGAUGAUCGCGAAUGGAAGGAUGGAUAUUAAGGGUUUGGUAUUUGGAACUCACAGACCAGCUGAGCUCUGUGACUGGAAAUGCGUGCUCUACCAGCAAUCACAAUCAUCACCAAGUGUUGAGGCUUUAGAAUGCCUCAUCUUUCCUUGGGAACCUUCUGUGCCAUUAUUUUUGCACGCCAUUUCCAUUUACGUAGUAUGUUUUAGGAGCCGACUCUCAGCGUCCCUUGCUUAUACUGUAAUGCCUGCCAUCCAUGCAAGUUGUGUUCUCACUAUCAUGUUUUAUUGCCUAAGACUGUUUUGUUACUGUUAAUUUACUCCUAAUCAUUUUAGAUUGCUAAUUAUCUUCAUCUUGAGUCAGUGCAUUUUUGUAAAUCUGUAUACUUAAUAUAUUCUUUUUGUCAAACCACAUUAGUGUUAGGAAUUUAUUUUGUCAGUAAAGAUACAUUGUUAAUGAGUUCAAUCAAACCACACUAACUUUCACAGUAAUAAUUGACAUUGCAUUUGCCGCCCUACAUUGUUGUCUUUCAUCGUCAUCAUUAUAGGCCAAAACUAAAA
Procambarus clarkii (red swamp crayfish) is the source of this 2590-nucleotide messenger RNA. It is a transcript of the gene PpD3, whose product is annotated as protein phosphatase D3. Lineage: Eukaryota; Metazoa; Arthropoda; Malacostraca; Decapoda; Cambaridae. The record is from RefSeq and is a predicted model, not a curated record. Gene Ontology annotation, molecular function: protein binding; hydrolase activity.